Messenger RNA from Trichomycterus rosablanca, 2156 nucleotides. RefSeq names its product ABI family, member 3a (gene abi3a). Gene Ontology annotation, molecular function: SH3 domain binding; signaling adaptor activity. The record is from RefSeq and is a predicted model, not a curated record. The transcript has 11 exons. Lineage: Eukaryota; Metazoa; Chordata; Actinopteri; Siluriformes; Trichomycteridae. Bases 54 to 1577 code for a protein of 507 amino acids. Gene Ontology annotation, biological process: neuron migration. Gene Ontology annotation, cellular component: lamellipodium; SCAR complex; actin-based cell projection.
AGGUUCAAACGGAGUUUCCGGAGUUGUGCUCACUUAUAGUUCGUGUCUCAGCCAUGAAGGACCUGAAGUCCACCGAGGAGAUCUCUAAAAUACUGGAGGAAGCUCCUACAGCUCGCAAAGCGCUUCUGGAUAAUUACACCAACCUGUGCGAUGUGGCUAAAUACUGCGAGAGCAACUAUCUACAGCCGGGUGAGGAUCCAAAGAAAGCUCUGGAGGAAACCAAGGCCUUCACCACUCAGUCUCUGGCCAGCGUGGCCUACCAGAUUAGCACGCUGGCAACCAACGUGCUGAAACUGCUGGACGCUCAGAGCGCCCAACUCGGCCACAUCGAGUCAAACAUCAACCUCAUCGGCCUGACGGUGGACAUGCACAGAGAGAAAGUGGCACGGCGAGAGAUCGGCGCUUUCACCGUGGCUAAGAGAUACUCCAGGAAUGGAAAAGUGAUCCCACCAACAACCGACAAAGAACCCAAACCCAAAUACAGUCGCACCCCCAUUUCAUACAGUCACCUGGAUACACUGGGUCAUGGCAUGAAGGACUCGGCAAAGCCUCAAGAGAGGAAGGCAACCCUAAACCGCAAACACGGGGGCACACUCAGUAGGAACAGUCGUCCUGCCGAGUGUCCUGUAGCCCCGACUUUGUCACGUGGAUCGUCUGUGACCUCGCUCUCCGAUAAAUCCGCCACCUCCAGUUUCGGCAAAGCUGUGGCUCCUCCGGUCGUCCCCAACUGGCCCGUGUCUCCUGACUCUGACAUCGUCAGCACCCUGCUGGAGGAGACGCCUCCACCCCCACCCCCACCGCCAGCGCCACCCUCGCUGAUGGACGGAGUGGGAAACGCGGGGUCUGAGAAUGUCGUGGCACCACCACCACCACCACCUCCUCCACCUCCUCCAUUUGAUCCAUGUGACCUGCUCCCUCCUCCACCAGUAAACCCAGUGGUGGAGAACUGUGAUCUAGAACCUGCUCCACCAUUAGAGACAGUGCCGGAGGAGAAUGGGCUUCCUCCUCCAGUAAGUGUUGGACUUCAUCUUCCUGUUCCACCUCCUCUACAAGGCCUCGAGAACGCAGAAGCUUGUCGGUCUCGUCGGCCUCGGGUACGACGCCCUCCCACUGCUCGCUCGCUCUCUCUUCGGAUACGCUCGGGCUCCUCCGCCCCCCGCUUGCUGCACUCGCGCUCUCUUUUCCUGCCGGACCGCCAAUCACUCAUUAUCCCCCCGCCCCCUCCAUACCCACCUCCUCUGGCUCCGCCCACUUCUCUAAGCCCUCUGUGUCGGAUUCCCGCCCGCCUGCAGCACCUGGAUCUGGAGAUUCCAGCUCCUCCUCCACCACCGAUGGAGUGCAUGGACGGGUUUGAGGAAAUUCCUCCUCUUCCUCCACCUGUGGACUACGAUAUCUCUGCUCCUGCUGAUUACCUGGAAAAAGUUUUAGCUCUGUACAGUUUCGAGGCGAGUAAACCAGGAGAUCUGAGCUUCCAGGGUGGAGACGUUAUCUACCUGACCAAGAGGAACGAGGACGGCUGGUGUGAGGGGGUCCUCAACGGCGUGCAGGGAUACUUCCCAGGAAACUACGUUCAAUGAACCAGUUAAACCAGCACUGCCAGUCUCGCCUGUACAGUUAAACAUCGGUGUGUUACGAUCCUGGCGUUUAGACAAGCUUUAGUAUAAAUAAUGAGAUAUUAAAGCUGCAGUAUGUGAAUUAUGAAGCAUGGACCUGCGAUGCACACAGUUCAUGGGGUGUUAGGAAAGCAGUACUAGGAAUAUAUUUGUAUAUAAACUGAGAUAUAUAAGAAAGGUACACAGGGAAAAAUUAUAACUUCAAUAAACAGAGACAAUUAUUUAUGAUUAAUUCAUAAAUUGAUGUUACAGAAUAUUCUUGCCUUUUCUUGCAGUGACGUGUUUAUAUCAGAGAUGUCAUCACUUCCAUAAAGUUACAGAAGUUACAUACUGCUGCUUUAAUGAUUCUGAUCACUGUGAUAUACAGAUUUUUCCUUGUAAAUGAAUCGACUGUCUAGAUCAGGAUCUGGAUCAUGUUAAGGUCAAUAUAGUUAUUAUUUUUGUAUUUAUUUACAGUGAACGCUGCAACUAACAAAGUCAUGAUUUAAACACACCUUUGUCAACUCUAUGUCCAUUUUUCCUUUAUUAAAUGCAUAUUAAAUA